Panicum virgatum (switchgrass) is the source of this 2928-nucleotide messenger RNA. RefSeq lists its product as uncharacterized. Gene Ontology annotation, molecular function: alpha-L-arabinofuranosidase activity. Bases 59 to 2683 code for a protein of 874 amino acids. NCBI's taxonomy places the organism in Eukaryota, Viridiplantae, Streptophyta, Magnoliopsida, Poales, Poaceae. The transcript has 11 exons. Gene Ontology annotation, biological process: L-arabinose metabolic process. The record is from RefSeq and is a predicted model, not a curated record.
GUGCGUGAGCCUGAGCCAGAGCCCAGAGCGAGUGGUAGCGUGGUGGCCGUGGUUUGGAAUGGCGGCGUGGGCGGUGGCGAUGGUGGUGGUGGUGGCGGCGGCGGCGGCGGCGGCGAGCGCGAAGGAGUGCACCAACAUCCCGACGCAGCUGUCGUCGCACACGGUGCGGGCGCGGCUGCAGGCGUCCCCCGGGGCGGCGGAGUGGCGGCUGCGCGAGCUGUUCCACGACCACCUCAACCCCACCGACGAGGCCGCGUGGAUGGACCUCAUGCCGCCGCCGCGCGGGGGGAUGCGCGCCGCCGCCGCCGCAGGGGAGCGCGAGGAGGAGUUCGACUGGGCGGUGCUGUACCGGUCGCUCAAGGGCCAGCAGCUUCCCGGCGGCGGCGCGGCGGCGGCGGCGGCUGCCGGGCCGUUCCUGGAGGAGGUGUCCCUGCACGACGUGCGGCUGGACCCCGACGGCGACGCGGCGUACGGGCGCGCGCAGCGGACCAACCUCGAGUACCUGCUGCUGCUGGACCCCGACCGCCUCGUCUGGAGCUUCCGGACCCAGGCGGGGCUGCCGGCGCCGGGGGAGCCCUACGGCGGCUGGGAGGGCCCCGACGUCGAGCUCCGGGGCCACUUCGUCGGGCACUACCUGAGCGCGGCGGCCAAGAUGUGGGCGAGCACGGGCAACGCCACGCUCGCCGGCAGGAUGGCGGCGGUGGUGGGCGCGCUGCACGAGUGCCAGCGCGCCGCCGGCACCGGCUACCUCUCCGCCUUCCCCGCCGAGUUCUUCGACCGCUUCGAGGCCAUCAGGCCCGUCUGGGCGCCCUACUACACCGUCCACAAGAUCAUGCAGGGCCUCCUCGACCAGCACGUCGUCGCCGGCGACGGCAGGGCGCUGGGGAUGGUGGUCGCCAUGGCCGACUACUUCGCCGGCCGCGUCAGGAGCGUCAUCCGGAGGUACAGCAUCGAGCGGCACUGGGCGUCGCUCAACGAGGAGACCGGCGGGAUGAACGAUGUGCUCUACCAGCUCUACACCAUCACGAAGGAUCAGAGGCAUCUAGUGCUCGCCCAUCUUUUCGACAAGCCAUGCUUCCUGGGGUUGCUUGCAGUGCAGGCUGACAGUCUUUCAGAUUUCCACGCCAACACACAUAUUCCGGUUGUCGUUGGCAGCCAAAUGCGAUAUGAAGUUACAGGUGAUCCUCUUUACAAGGAAAUUGCAACGUUCUUCAUGGACACAGUGAAUUCUUCCCACGCAUAUGCGACUGGUGGCACAUCUGUCAGUGAAUUCUGGUCUGAUCCAAAGCGUUUAGCUGGUGCGCUGACAACCGAGACAGAGGAGUCCUGCACAACUUACAAUAUGCUCAAGGUUUCGCGCCAUCUAUUCAGAUGGACGAAGGAAAUCGCGUACGCAGACUACUAUGAGCGAGCGCUGAUCAACGGCGUCCUGAGCAUCCAGAGAGGCAGGGAUCCCGGUGUGAUGAUCUACAUGCUUCCACAGGGCCCCGGGAGAUCAAAGGCAAGGAGUUACCAUGGUUGGGGAACACAGUUUAACACAUUCUGGUGUUGCUAUGGCACUGGGAUAGAAUCCUUCUCGAAACUGGGGGAUUCCAUCUACUUUGAGGAGAAAGGUGAAAGACCAGCACUGUACAUUAUUCAGUUUAUACCGAGCACGUUCAACUGGAGAGCUGCAGGCCUUACUAUAACCCAGAAACUGGAGCCUCUCAGCUCAUCAGAUCAGUAUCUCCAGGUCUCAUUCUCCAUAUCUACAAAGACAAACAGUCAGUUUGCGACAUUGAAUGUAAGAAUACCAUCAUGGACAUCUUUGAGUGGUGCCAAGGCAACUUUGAAGGACAAAGAUCUGGAACUAACCUCUUCAGGGACAUUCCUCACAAUCAGCAAGCAGUGGGAUAGUGGUGAUCGCUUGUCACUCCAAUUACCUAUCCACCUACGGACAGAAGCAAUAAAAGAUGAUCGGCCGGAGUACGCAUCCAUACAGGCGAUCCUGUUCGGUCCGUUCCUCCUCGCCGGCCUCACCACCGGAGACUGGGACGCCAAGACCGGCGGUGCCACCGCCGCACCCUCCGACUGGAUCACCCCCGUCCCUCCGGAGUCCGACUCCCAGCUGGUGACCCUCGUGCAAGAGUCCGGCGGCAAGGCUUUCGUGCUCUCCGCCGUGAACGGCUCCCUGACGAUGCAGGAGCGGCCCAAAGACAGCGGCGGCACCGACACCGCUGUCCACGCGACGUUCAGGCUCAUCCCCCAAGGUAAUCCCGGCGCCGGUGCCACGAACUCGACGGCCUCCGUGACGCUCGAGCCGUUCGACAUGCCGGAGAUGGUGGUCACGGACAAGCUCACGGUAUCCGCGGAGAAGAGCUCGGGUGCGCUGCUCGACGUCGUGCCGGGGCUCGACGGUAGCCCAGGCUCGGUGUCCCUCGAGCUCAGGGCCAAGCCGGGGUGCUUCUUGGUCGGCGGCGGCGAGAAGGUCCAGUUCGGCUGCGGCGGUGUCCGGAAACGCGGCGGCGACGGCGGCGGCGGCUUUGGGUUCCGGCAGGCGGCGAGCUUCGUGCGGGCCGAGCCGCUGCGGCGGUACCACCCGAUGAGCUUCGCCGCCAAGGGGGUGCGGAGGAACUUCCUCCUGGAGCCAUUGUUCACCUUGAGGGACGAGUUCUACACCGUCUACUUCAACCUCGGAUCCUGACAGGGAGAUGGAACUAGUGCAGCUCGAGGUUGAUGGAGGCUCUGCUACCUCUCACCAAGAAAAAAAAUGUUGGAUUGGAGGUGGGCGAUAAUGUAGCGCGAUUUUCCUUUUUUUGUCCAUAAAUCAUUUAUAAAAAAAUGUAAGCAGGUCAGAUUGUGAUCUCGUUGUCCAUUGGUUGUUCGAAAAAAUUCUAUAGAUGUGUAGUUCACAACUUUGAUGGAUGAUAUGAUGUUUCGACUUGUGUC